AUGUCUGCGAGAGCACCGAUCCUCAAGAAGUGCCCGGCCAGCCACUGUCGUUGGCAAUCCGAAUCAGACGUCGAUGUCCGCGGCCACAUUAUCGAUGUCCACAGAAAAGCUCCAGAACAGAUGCUAUGCGGAGAAUACACCAUCAAAACCAACCACUAUAGGCGAAAGCACCGAGAAAACUGCGGCUACUGCGAGCCUGGGAGCCUAGCGGCGCCGGCUGUCAUUCCGUCCAUCGAGAACGAUGGCGGCUCUGACUCCAAUGGUACUCCUGAGCCCGAUAUCCGAGAAGGCGAGGCCUCCCCGGCCAGUCAAAACAGAUGGAUGCUCUUUAACGGCCAUAACUAUGGAAUCAUUCAAUUGACGGUCAACGGAUGCUCUUCCUCAUCUCGUAGCUGCAGCGGCGACUCGAACUAG
Messenger RNA from Colletotrichum spaethianum, 414 nucleotides. RefSeq lists its product as uncharacterized. The coding region runs from base 1 to 414 and encodes 137 amino acids. The transcript has a single exon. The record is from RefSeq and is a predicted model, not a curated record. Lineage: Eukaryota; Fungi; Ascomycota; Sordariomycetes; Glomerellales; Glomerellaceae.